Messenger RNA from Wasmannia auropunctata (little fire ant), 2480 nucleotides. RefSeq names its product Y+L amino acid transporter 2. The record is from RefSeq and is a predicted model, not a curated record. Gene Ontology annotation, cellular component: membrane. The coding region runs from base 380 to 1855 and encodes 491 amino acids. The transcript has 11 exons. Gene Ontology annotation, biological process: amino acid transmembrane transport. Lineage: Eukaryota; Metazoa; Arthropoda; Insecta; Hymenoptera; Formicidae. Gene Ontology annotation, molecular function: L-amino acid transmembrane transporter activity.
GUUGGCGAAGAGAGCGGCGGUACGACCAUUCAGAGCUCGACCAGCGCGCCGUGCACAUUUCGUGCCUCCGUCUCUCUCACGAGCUCUCGCGUACGCUGGUAAAAGUAGCAGCGCGCGAAGGCGUCGGGUAUAACAAAAUAUAAUACGAUAUUCAGUGACAGUGCGCGGGUUCGAGUUCGAUUCGAUUCGAUCGGAAAGGGAGAGAAAGACGGUGCCUGGCGUUCCGCUCCAGAGGUGAAAUUCACGCCAUGGCCGACGUCUGAGAUCGAUCCCCGAGUGUGAGACAGUUUUCCCCAUUCUACCCCGUUCUACCCCGGCAUCGGUGCCCGUCGACGAGUCUGCGUCGAAGAGUUGCGGCGAGAUCUGCGAAACAGAAAGAAUGUCGAAGUCAGGGAGCAUCAAAGAUGAUGAGAAGGGGCCCUAUGACCCGGUCCCUACCACCGAAAAGGGCAACGACGAGAUCAAACUGGAAGCGAAAAUGUCGCUUCUCAAUGGUGUCACUGUUAUCGUCGGUUCCAUCAUCGGUUCCGGUAUUUUCGUUAGUCCAACGGGCGUCCUCAAGUACACCGGAAGCGUGAACGCGAGUCUUCUCGUUUGGACGGCCUCCGGAAUUUACUCCAUGAUAGGGGCUUACUGCUACGCCGAGCUCGGCUGCAUGAUUAAGAAAUCGGGGGCGGAUUACGCGUACAUCAUGGAGACCUUCGGGCCCUUCUUGGCGUUCAUCAGACUGUGGGUCGAGUGCAUGAUAGUGCGCCCGUGCAGUCAAGCCAUCGUGGCCUUGACUUUCAGCGUCUACGUCCUCAAGCCACUUUUUCCGGACUGCUCACCACCCGACGAGUCCGUAAGAAUGCUCGCCGUCUGCUGCAUAUGUAUUCUCGCUUUCAUAAAUUGCUGGGACGUCAAGUGGGCGACGAGAGUGCAGGAUAUCUUCACGUACGCGAAACUACUCGCGCUAUUCGUAAUAAUCUUCACCGGGGCGUAUCAGCUUUGCACCGGACACACGCAGUAUUUCACGUUCGACAACAGCAACACGGAAGUCACGUCUAUAGCCCUCAGUUUUUAUUCAGGCCUGUUCGCUUACAACGGCUGGAACUACUUGAACUUCAUAAUUGAAGAACUGAAGGACCCCGUUAGGAAUCUGCCGAAGGCCAUCUACAUCUCGUGCGCUCUCGUUACGAUCGUCUACGUCUUUACGAAUAUGGCCUUUUACACGACUCUCAGCCCCGUCGAGGUGCUCGGUAGCGAAGCUGUGGCUGUGACAUACGCAAACAGAUUGUUCGGCGUAAUGGCGUGGACGAUACCGGUCUUCGUGGCUCUAUCUACAUUUGGUGCGGUUAACGGCAUUUUACUCACGUCCUCGCGACUUUUCUAUGCGGGUGCCUGCGAGGGUCAGAUGCCGGAGAUACUGACGAUGAUCCAAAUUAACAGAGUGACACCUGCGCCCGCCGUAAUUUGCAUGGCCCUGCUGUCCAUGCUGUACCUGUGCUCUUCCAACAUUUUCCGUCUCAUCAAUUACGUCGGCUUCGCCACAUGGCUCAGCAUAGGCGUUUCCGUGCUGUGCCUUCCGUGGCUCAGGUGGAGUCAGCCGAACUUGCCGAGGCCGAUUAAAGUGAAUCUCAUCUUUCCGAUCUUCUAUAUUCUUGCCACUCUCUUCGUUACGAUUGUGCCGAUGUACGCGAGUCCCGUUGAAACCGGAUACGGUUGUCUGAUGAUAUUCUCCUCCAUACCUGUCUACCUCAUAUUCAUCGCGUGGAAAAACAAGCCGAAAUUCUUCCAAAGAGGAGUCGUAAGCACGACAAGGCUGCUGCAAAAGAUAAUGCUGGUGGUCGGCAAGUCGAAACCCGCUCAGGUGUAAACAGUCAAGACAAAUCGGAUCGAGAUCGAAACGGCGAAGGCGAGGCCUCUUUGGAAGCGGAAGUCGCGGAGGAUUUUCGUCGAUCUUCGAGUUGUAGUCGAUGAUAACCAGUCUCCUCCUUUUAUCGAGAAAGAACGAGAUUGGUUGGCAUAUCGGUCUUCUGCUGGAUCGAGCGGAAUUAUUCUCUUGACUUUUCCGGAUUAGAAAAGGAGCGUCCUAGAACAAGAGGCAGCCAUAUCGAGUGUUAGGACGCCGAAGGGAAGGGAUGAAAUUAGGACGAAACGGCUCGUCUUCCAGGAUUCGGAUCUCGUCCUUGGCAGGCGCUCCCGGCAGUACCUGCUCGCCUAAAUCACGAAGCAAGGCUGCUGUCUCUCGUACGAUUUCACAACGAAGAGAGAUAUACGCGAGAUGACACGACUGCACGCUUCUGAAUUAAUUAAUCUUACUCGACAGCGUCGAAGUUCUCAUGCUUUCACAAAGAUAAGUUAAGUGCGAUCGAUAAUUUUAUAUUAGCGCUGUCAGUAUAUGCAAUGCCGUUGUUUCUCUGUGUUGCAGAUAUUAUCCGUAGAAUAAUUGUAAAUCUUUAAUAAUUUGCUCGAGUACAGAAUAUAAUAAUUAUAAAGAU